AUGGAGGGAGCUCGUCCCCACGCGAGCUCAGAUCUGACGACCCCGGCCCUGAGGAAAGCGCUCACCCCCCGGAGCCACGAGGACGCCGACACGGCGGUGAUCGCAGUGACCAUCACCCUGGUGUUCCUCACCCUGCUGACGGCGCUGGUGGUGAUUGGCAUCUACCUGUACCGCAACAGGGGCACCUACCACACCUACGAGCAGCCCGAGCCCCACCCGGACCCCGACCCGGCCGAGGAGGAACCUCCGGCCAAGGAAAAGGAGGAAUAUUUUAUCUGA
Molecule: messenger RNA, 279 nt
Organism: Empidonax traillii (willow flycatcher)
Lineage: Eukaryota; Metazoa; Chordata; Aves; Passeriformes; Tyrannidae
Gene: SMAGP
Product: small cell adhesion glycoprotein
Exons: 3
Coding region: 1-279 (92 amino acids)
Source: RefSeq, a predicted model, not a curated record